UCGACGAAUAUUCCGAAAAGAAUUAUUUUAUUUCCAUUAUUGAUGAAAAUAAUAUCGAUGAAAAUUCUUCUAACAAAGUUCCUAAUAAUGACUCAUCAUUUUUCGAAAUUGAUAUUGAUUUAAAUUCUUGUAACGAAGUUGAAGAUGAUUAUUAUGAUGAAAAGCACGCGGAAUUUUAUGGGAUUAGGAUAAUUUUAAAAUCGAUUUUUUUUUUUUCUAUGAAUGUUAUUUUAC
Molecule: messenger RNA, 234 nt
Organism: Scutellospora calospora
Lineage: Eukaryota; Fungi; Glomeromycota; Glomeromycetes; Diversisporales; Gigasporaceae
Source: the annotation of a GenBank genome assembly